Messenger RNA from Aedes albopictus (Asian tiger mosquito), 2451 nucleotides. RefSeq lists its product as uncharacterized. Gene Ontology annotation, cellular component: plasma membrane; cytoplasm. Lineage: Eukaryota; Metazoa; Arthropoda; Insecta; Diptera; Culicidae. Gene Ontology annotation, biological process: endocytosis; endosomal transport. The record is from RefSeq and is a predicted model, not a curated record. The coding region runs from base 1 to 1542 and encodes 513 amino acids. Gene Ontology annotation, molecular function: protein binding; calcium ion binding. The transcript has 3 exons.
AUGGUGGAUUCAACGAACCCUGAAACCAAAUUCAUGGUUAUUGGAGAUUUCAAUCUGAAAAACACUAUUUGGUACCGUGAAAACGAAGACGAUCUGCAUCUCCUACCUCUGCAAGUCCGCACACCGGAGGAAUCCAUUAUUGUAGAUGAACUGACUGCGUGUGGACUGGUUCAAGUGUGUGGUUUACCAAAUCAAAACAAUCGCUUUCUCGAUCUUGCAUUUACCAACGACGAUCAAUGCUGCCAAAUGGAUCUGUGCGAGCCUUUGAUUCAGAAUGAAACGCACCACAACGCUAUGUCACUCACCGUGAACUACAAUAAAAUCACCUACGAUUCCAACGAGACUACGCUGCAAGACCAACCAACACGUGUUAAACUAGACCUACAACAAUGUGAUCACGCGGCUAUUGUGCAAGAGUUGGUAACCGUCAAUUGGAACGAUGUUUUCAUUGAAUCCGUAACCUUUGAUGCAUCGAGACUGAAUCCUACCAUCGAUUCAAUGGUAAGCUUUCUGCGAAGUUUUGAAAUGUUUGAUGUAUUGGACAACAAUGCAUAUUAUGUUAACAAUGCUGUCGACUUCAAUGUACUAGCCUUCUAUGCCACCGUUUACGAGGUGUUUUCUCGGCACUGUCGUGUAAUUGUUAGACGUGUGGGUAGCCCAACUUUCCCCGAAUGGUUCGAUGCUGAUACUAUACGACUUUUAAAAACCAAGAAAAGGUUGUACAAUAAAUUCAGACGCAGCAGAUCAGAUGAAGACGAAGAUGUGUAUAAGCAAGCGCGGAGAGAGUUUAAAACUAAACAACGAUCGCAGUAUGAAGCAUACAUGAACGAGUUGCAGUUAAAUAUCCAGUCUAACCCGAAAGUGUUCUGGAACUAUGUUGGCAAAACAAGGCGUGAUUCUGGUGUGCCAGUAAACGUGACGUACAAAUCAAUGAAAGCUGAUUGCGCUGGACAGGCGGCUGAGCUAUUUGCUGACUAUUUCAACGCAGUUUACUCCGAGCGUAGUGAAAUUGAUGUACCCGUGUUUUCACCUUGUGAUGAACGUAUUCCAGAUAUUACACUCUCCCUGGAUGAAGUACGCAAGAAAAUCGAGACGCUGGAUGGCUCCAAAGGUUGUUACAUUGUAUUUGUUUUUUUCCUUUCCAUAUCUAUCUCAGGUGGAGCAUUCGACGGAGUGGAAGAUGUGGUGUCACCAUUCGGCUACCGUAAGGGAGAAGGCAUCGAUGCCGGCUGUGGCGAGGUGGACUGGAUUUGCAAUCGUGAUCGUGAGCGUACCGACCCGAUUUUCGAAUCGCUGAGACCCAUAGAUGGAAAGAUUUCCGGUGCUGCGGCUAAAUCCGAACUGAUCAAGUCCAAACUGCCCAACAAUGUGCUGAGUAAAAUCUGGAAACUGUCCGACUACGACCAGGACGGUUUCCUCGACAUCGAAGAGUUCGCCCUGGCGAUGCAUUUAAUCAACGUGAAAAUGGACGGCAACGAACUGCCGGUGUCGCUGCCAUCGCAUCUGGUGCCGCCCUCGAAGCGAAACGGUGUUGCGGAAUAAGGACGGAUGUGCAUAGAGGAUAUCUUACCAGGAUGGAAAAGUUGAGUUUUCUCCUCGCGGUGGUAUAUACCUAUUAUUGUGUAUCUUGAGAAGUGUACUUUUUCUCCUCUUCGUGGUUUUUCGCUGUUUAUUUUCCUAUUUAUCUCUAGAUCGCUUUCUUUUCCAAUCAGCCAAAUAAGACGCCAAUAGCCCACGAAUGCCGCUAUAUGCGUAUAUAUAUUUUUGCCAAACUUGUAUUUGAUAGUUAGUAGAGGAAAAGCGAACAUCUACGUGGUGCAAUACCGUGACCAACUGUAGUAGUCUUCGGUUUCUCUUUCGUCAGAAUUUAUUUCCCAUCUUUCCACAUCACCUUACCGAAACCGAUAAAAAUGGCACAAUAUCAUAAAAAUCCGGACGACGAUAUGAAACAAAACUGGACCUUAGGACGUGCAAAUAUUUACCCCCUGAAAAUCUUGAUUUCCGAGCAAACGUUUUUCCUUCUUUUGAACAACCGGUCUUCGACGGCCAUCAGCCAAAAAGGUGCAAACACUUUCGGAAACUGCAAGCAACACGAUUUAUAAUAGCCUAAUUUAUUUAUAAACGAAAAAAAAAUUGAACAGAACAGUGAUAGGCGAGACGACAUACCACAAAAACAAAAAGGAACGCAUGAAUGCAAUAUGUAGGAGGAUCGAUGUUUCAUUAAUAUUAUUUUUUUUUUGUUUUAUUUGUAAGAGUUUUAUUCCUCUGGUAUCAAUCGAUCCAUUUUCGCGUGCGCGAAAACAGAAAGAAUAAGCUGGAAGAUAACUAGCAUAUUGUGUAACACCGGUUUUCCCUUUGUAUGAAACAGAAACAUGAAGUAAAAGAGCAUUGUAAGCUAUAUUUUUAUAGGUAGUCGAAUAAAGAACGAAACUGUUGCAAUAGUUGUAAAGA